AUGCGCAUGGGUGGGAAAGGCGGCAAUGAUAAAAGUUACCGGCUGCGGGACACGGGCCGGCGCCCGGGCGGUGUAAAACGACCUGCCGACAGAACUGAAACCGAGAGUCCCUCCGAGGUGGCGGUCGCAGCUACCGCAACGGUUGCCGUGGGGGACGAUGAGACUUUUGACGUAGCCGCCGUCUCCGAGUCCCGUGUGGUCGCGCCGAAUGAGGCCGCCACGAAGGGCGUGCAGCAGGAGGGGAAUAGAUGUGUGCCGGUGCCGCUCUCAGAUCCCAUUUACCGAAUCAUGCACGCGUUGCCGCGGUCAGACGUACUUGAAAUCUUCAAAUGCCGUUUUGGGCGUGAGGAAUGUGAGCGGGCUGCGGCCUAUUUUGAUGGCUCUUAUAUGAAAAACCCGUUGCGUCAGCUUCGCCUGCAACUCGGCUGCGAUCGGGCCACGGGGCUUCACCUCUUCUUUCCCAAGUUGCAUCAUCAUAGGGGUACAUUGCGUCUUAUUGAUUUGUCGCGUAACGACUUGGAUGAGAACGACGUGGCGACGCUGACGCAGCUGCUCGAGCUGCGCGGCGACGACGCCCCGUCAAGUGGUGCGUCGUCGGCUUUGGAGGUGCUGGAUUUAAGCUACAACCGUCGUAUCGGAAACCGUGGGGCGUUGUUUCUUCUUGCUGCCUUACGCCACAAUGAUCGCAUCCGCGCUGUAGUUUUAAAGGGGAUAUCCGUCGACGAUAGCGGCGCCAUUGCUGUGGCGCCGUUUUUACGGCAGCGUCCUCUGCCCCGGAUGCCGGAGGACGACGAGGGUGUCACGUUUCAGGAAACUUCCUCGCGUCGCCUCCCCACCUUCUUUUUGAACCUGAAUGAAAAUCGGAUUGGUGCUGCGGGAACGGUUGCUUUGGGGAAAGGGCUCCCUGCGCACGUCUCCCUUACGAUGUGCAAGCAGCGUCCCUUUUGCAAUAAAAAAGGAUCCUCGAAAUAA
This is a messenger RNA of Trypanosoma conorhini, 972 nucleotides long. RefSeq lists its product as uncharacterized. NCBI's taxonomy places the organism in Eukaryota, Euglenozoa, Kinetoplastea, Trypanosomatida, Trypanosomatidae. The coding region runs from base 1 to 972 and encodes 323 amino acids. The transcript has a single exon. The record is from RefSeq and is a predicted model, not a curated record.